This is a messenger RNA of Aspergillus sclerotioniger CBS 115572, 1005 nucleotides long. RefSeq names its product alpha/beta hydrolase. NCBI's taxonomy places the organism in Eukaryota, Fungi, Ascomycota, Eurotiomycetes, Eurotiales, Aspergillaceae. The coding region runs from base 21 to 800 and encodes 259 amino acids. The record is from RefSeq and is a predicted model, not a curated record. The transcript has a single exon.
CCCCUUACUAAGCACUCAAAAUGUCCCUCCCCCAACCCACCAUCGUCCUCGUCCACGGGGCCUGGCACACCCCCGCCAACUACGCCCCCUUCACCACUCAGCUCGAAUCCCAGGGCUUCACCGUCCACUGCCCUCAUCUCCCCAGCUGCACCAACACCAGCCCCCCACCCGCCACCUACCAUGACGACGUCGCCACCGUCCGCAACCUAGUCACCUCCCUCGUCAACAAAGGCGAGUCCAUCCUAAUGAUCCUCCACUCCUACGGCGGGGCCAUCGGCACGGACGCAAUCCAAGGUCUCGACCUCCCCACCCGCACCGCCAACAACCUCCCAGGCGGCGUCAUCCACCUGCUCUACAUGUGCGCCUACAUCCAACAGACCGGCCGCUCCGUGUGGGACGUGAUCACUCAGGCCCAGAUGACGGGCUUCUGGCCGCAGUUCGUCGAAAACAAGCCCGACGGCUCCACCUUCCCCGUGGACCCCGUCCAGCUGUUUCUGGGUGAUUGUGACGAGGCUCAGAUCGCGGCUGCGUUGCCGCAUCUCGUGCGCAGUCCUCUGAGUGUCUUCCAUACCCCUAGCUCUGGGGACGCGUGGCGUCGCUUGCCGGUUACGUAUGUUACCACGACGAAGGAUUAUUCGGUGCCGAGGGUUUAUCAGGAUAUUAUGCUGAAGAGGGUGGAUGAAGAGGGGGUGAAGGUGAAGUUGGUGGAUGUGGAUACGGCGCAUAGUGUGUUUCUUUCCAGGAUGGACGAGAUGGUGAAGUUGGUGGAGGAGGUGGUACGGGAUGAGAGGAACAAGUGAGUUUGUGUGGGGAUGCAGAGAUGGUGAGAGUCUGAAGAUACAGAUGAGGUUGUCUCUGUGAGUAGGAGCAAUCCUUGCCCUCGCGGGUAAUGGUAUGUUGGAGAAUGGUUGAAUUAAAGUAGAGAACUGCAUUUAUUUCAAUCACCGCCACUAAUAUACUUGAAGUGUAUGAAAUGGCUCAGGAGGACGAUUCUCUCGAUAUGGC